Molecule: messenger RNA, 1537 nt
Organism: Quercus lobata
Lineage: Eukaryota; Viridiplantae; Streptophyta; Magnoliopsida; Fagales; Fagaceae
Product: receptor-like protein 33
Exons: 1
Coding region: 70-1191 (373 amino acids)
Molecular function (GO): protein binding
Source: RefSeq, a predicted model, not a curated record
AUCCCUUCUUUUAUUUGCGAUGCAAUUUACCUUCGAGUUCUAGACUUGUCUCAUAACAACUUAAGCGGAAUGAUUCCUAAGUGUUUGGUAAACUCUACUGCCCUCUCGGUGUUGGAUUUGCGAAUGAAUGGCCUUCAUGGUACCAUUCCUGCAAUAUUUGCCAAAGGAAAUAAUUUUAGGAAUAUUAACCUUAAUGGCAAUCAAUUGGAAGGGCCAUUGCCGCAAUCUUUGGUCAAUUGUACAGACUUGGAAGUUCUAGAUCUUGGAAACAAUAAGAUAAAUGGAGCCUUUCCUUACUGGUUGGGAAGUCUUCAGAAAUUGCAAGUUCUUGUCAUAAGAUCAAACAGAUUUCAAGGUCGUAUAGGCAAUCCUAAAACCAAAUUUCCUUUCCCAAAUUUGCGAAUCAUAGACAUCUCUAACAAUCAGUUUAAUGGUCCUUUGCCAAUAACAUAUUUUGAAUAUUUGAAAGCCAUGAUGAAUGUGGAUGAAAGUGGAGUUGCAAGGCCAUAUAUGGGAGAUAGUUAUUAUCAAGAUUCAUUGAAUAUCAUGAUGAAAGGGCAGUAUAUUGAGAUGGAGAGAGUCCUAACUAUCUUAACAAGCAUUGAUUUUUCAAACAAUAGUUUUAAAGGAGAGAUGCCAAAGAGAAUUGGAAGGCUUAAAUCACUCAAGGGGCUCAACUUUUCUCACAAUAACCUUAUAGGUCAUAUUCCACCAUCAAUUGGAAAUUUGACCAAUCUUGAAUGGUUAGACCUCUCUUUCAACAAACUCGAUGGGGAGAUUUCUAGUCAAUUGGCAGAUCUAACGUGGCUUGAAGUCUUAAAGCUAUCACAUAACCAACUCACAGGACACAUACCUUCAGGAACUCAAUUCAAUACAUUCAACAAUGAUUCGUACACCGAAAAUUUGGGAUUGUGUGGGUUUCCAUUGUCAAGAACAUGCGAUAACCACGAGGCAAAGCAACCACCACCAUCAACCUUGCAACAAGAUGAAAAUUUAGAGCAUGAAAAUGGGUUUGGUUGGCAAGCUGUAUCCAUAGGUUAUGCAUGUGGAACAAUAUUCGGAAUGUUAAUGGGAUUUUUUAUGUUUAAAAUUGGAAGACCAAAGUGCCUUGUGAGGAUGGUCAAAUUAGAGCAGCAUAUCAUGCUCAGAAGAUUGAAGAAGAACGCCCACAAACGUGAUGGAAGAAGAUAACUGUUUCUAUGGUAUGUGAUGUUCUUAUUUUUGAGACUUUAGAAUGAAUCUCUAUACUUGAAAACAUAAAAGUGUCUAUUAUUAUUACCAAAUUUGAAUUUUUUUCUGUCCCUUUGAAUUAUAGUUGUGUAUCUUGGAUAUCUUAUGGAUUUAACUUCUUAUUCAAUUUCUUUGGUGUAAUUUAGAUGUCAUGGAUAGUAUGCAGCAAAUGGGGCUUGAAUCCUUGUAUGCUAUUCAAGAAGACAUAAUAUGGAUAUGAUAAUGGCUGUUGUUUCUAGUCUUCUACAAAAUGGUGCAUUCUGGUGUCUUGAUGUAGUCAUAACUGUUGAGUUGUUCACAAGGAUCA